AUGCCGCGCACCGAAGAAGCACAGUGGUGGUAUGAUGCUGUCUACUCUACCGUCCAACUAAUUCCCCCAGGCCGAUGCACAUCCUAUGGUCAUAUCGCUCUGCUCCUCGGCUAUCCGCAACGUGCGCGUCAAGUAGGCGUGUGUCUCAAACAUCUGCCGUCAUUUGACCCGACAGACCCUGAUCGUCAUUUCUACCAUGACCAGAAUGUGCCUUGGCAGCGGGUGGUAAAUGCAAAAGGUGGGAUUAGCCCCAGAGGUGAUGGCGGUGCUGGUGCGAGUAGGCACGUGCAGAAAUUGAGGGCGGAAGGCAUUGUUGUGAACGACCAGGGUAAUGGGAUUGCAGAAGCCUGGGUGGAUAUGGAGAGAUGGGGAUGGUUUCCUACUAGAAUCCCAGGAGAGGAGAGUGAGCCAGAUGAUGAGGACGAUACGACGAGUUGA
Endocarpon pusillum Z07020 is the source of this 438-nucleotide messenger RNA. RefSeq lists its product as uncharacterized. Bases 1 to 438 code for a protein of 145 amino acids. The transcript has a single exon. The record is from RefSeq and is a predicted model, not a curated record. NCBI's taxonomy places the organism in Eukaryota, Fungi, Ascomycota, Eurotiomycetes, Verrucariales, Verrucariaceae. Gene Ontology annotation, molecular function: catalytic activity. Gene Ontology annotation, biological process: DNA repair.